Messenger RNA from Polychytrium aggregatum, 1113 nucleotides. Its product is annotated as histidine phosphatase superfamily. Lineage: Eukaryota; Fungi; Chytridiomycota; Chytridiomycetes; Polychytriales. Bases 42 to 1055 code for a protein of 337 amino acids. Gene Ontology annotation, cellular component: cytosol. Gene Ontology annotation, biological process: positive regulation of DNA repair; fructose 2,6-bisphosphate metabolic process; fructose 1,6-bisphosphate metabolic process. Gene Ontology annotation, molecular function: fructose-2,6-bisphosphate 2-phosphatase activity. The record is from RefSeq and is a predicted model, not a curated record. The transcript has 5 exons.
CAUCGACUGACCCUGACCUCUAGCCAUCCAACACUGCGCAAAUGGGUCUCGGCAAGAAUGUCUGCCUUGUGCUGACUCUGGUCAGACACGCCGAAACCGAUCUGGAUACCAAGAUCCCGCGGGUAUUGCAAGGACAGUCAGACACUACACUCAGCGGCGUGGGAAUCAAACAGGCCGAGAGUCUCGGAUGGAGACUGAGAAAGUACCAUUUCAACCACAUAUACACCAGCGACUUACAACGAGCUAUUCAGACAACGGAUGAGAUUCGGAAGCAUCACCCAUCCACCCCCGUGACAGUCGAGCAGCGUCUGAGAGAAAAGAACCUCGGCGAUCUGACGGGCAUGUCAUGGUCAGACGCAAAGCAGAUCCUGAAAAUCGAGGACGUACAUCUGGACGACCAUAUAGGCGGCCAUGGCGGCGAGACCAAGACUGAGUUCUACGAGCGAGUCACCAACUUCUACAGCGACAUUAUCAAUCAGCAUCUCAUCCAACCGCACGCAGAAAUGUUAGAGUCGAUCCAGACCCUACCCGAGGAGACGUCCAAGCUCAAGGAAGCACCCUUCUCGGACGCAGCCAGCAUGGCGUCGAUGGGGUCUCUUUGCUCGGUUCGAAGCGGGAUGCCGAAACUCAAACAGGUCCACGUCCUGGUGGUGACCCACGGCGGGUGGAUUCAGGCAUUCUCGCAGCAUCUUCUGCAGGAGCUCAACUUCAACUUUAUCCCUAGCGAUAUCCAUCUUGGAUUCCCGAAAAACACGGGCGUCUACCGAUUCACCAUCGCAAAGGCGACCAAACCCGACGGCGACUACGAGUGGGAAGGCAGUGUGAAGCUCAUGAACUGCGUCUCGCACAUGGCCGGAAUAUCCAAAAAGGUCAUGAAGGAGUCUUCGAGCCAUCUCUCGCUCCAGAGCAUCACCGAAAGCCCCCGGCCCAUCCGCAAGGUUUACAGCAAGAAUGCAGAGCCAGAGACCGAGUCCAAAGUCGGGCAAACAGCCGAGCCCCCAAGGCCGGCUUCAAACGCUAUAGCUGGCGGAACCCAACGCUCGCUGGGAUGGUAAGGAGCCGACCGACAAACGACCUGUACCGACUGUUCAAACCCGCAAAUAUAUCAAUGUG